Messenger RNA from Xenopus tropicalis (tropical clawed frog), 4394 nucleotides. Its product is annotated as provisional ortholog of NFKB inhibitor zeta. Gene Ontology annotation, biological process: DNA-templated transcription; regulation of DNA-templated transcription. The transcript is spliced from 12 exons. Gene Ontology annotation, cellular component: nucleus. NCBI's taxonomy places the organism in Eukaryota, Metazoa, Chordata, Amphibia, Anura, Pipidae. Gene Ontology annotation, molecular function: DNA binding; POU domain binding. The record is from RefSeq and is a predicted model, not a curated record. The coding region runs from base 1778 to 3715 and encodes 645 amino acids.
GUGUUUUUUGGCUUUAGCUGAAAGGAGGUCAUUUGUUAGUCGGGUUAAAGCAGUUUCGGUGGAGUGUUGUUGUCUAAAACCAGAUUGUAGGGGAUCCAGGAGGUUAUUGUCAAAUAACAUAUAAAUAAAUUAUAAAAUAUAAUAUAAAUAUUAUGAAAUAAACAGGGAAUUAUAAAAUAAAACAGAAUCAAAUAAGCAGUUUUAUGCAAAUAAACAAUGAGCGAAAAACUGACAUUUUAUCACGCAUUCUAUCACACACACACACACACCCCUUUUUUUUUAUUUUUUUUUAUUUUAAAUUGCACUUCAUGUUUUAACCACUAGCUGUCAUCAGGACUCUUACUUUGUGACUAUACUGUAUAAUUUCACAUAAAUUAGAGGUGCAGAUAUAACUAGUUUAGCUUUUCAGCUUGCUGAAAAACACUGAUAUUGUCUUCUGUUUGUUUAGACAAGCCUGGACUGGCAAUCUGUGGAUUCUGGCAAAUGUCAGAGUGACUGCUAUAAAGAUGCUAUAGGCAGUCACUAUUUAGUGGGCUGGUGGGGAGUAGUUUAAGCCUCUACUUACUUGAAAUGCCAGGAUCUAUUUUGAUUUUUAGUUCGGACCUGUUCAGGGCUAUUCAACUUGGGCCUAUGUCCCAUGGUGCCUGUGUGCUCCAUAGACAGCUGUGUAUGACACCAUAAUUAAAUGUAAUCUGCCUGAUAGCAACUUAUUGCCCCUUUUCAAGAAAUUAUUUUAAGUGUUUAAGUAUUUGAUAAAGAUGUAUUUUCCCCUGUAUUAUUUUUUUGUUUUAAUGGUGUUUUAAACCUAACAGGCUAUGUGUACCCAAACCUCCUGUCCCAACCAUAUCCCCUCUAUAUUACAAAUCUGAGGGUCAUAUUAACCCCCCUCUUCCCUUUGAUAACUAGACAUAUUUAUUAUUCAAUUCAAAUGAAAAGAGUAUUACCUGACUAGUGCUGGACUGGCAAUCUGUGUGUGGAUUCUGGCAAAUGCCAGUGGGGCUGCUGUAAGAUGCCAUAAACAGUGACUAUUUAUUGGGCUGAUGGGGGGCUGUUUGGACCUCUCUACUUGAAAUACAAGGGCCUAUUUUAUGUGUGCUGUAUAGUAGCAAAAGGACUGCAUUUGGAGGGCAGCUUUUAUUCUUUUGCAGAAUCUUUUAUAUUUUUGUAAGCCAAUCUUUAUUGAUUUGGGUACAGGUUUUGCUUUACAGUGUGACUAAAAAUACAAUACACAGCAUAAUUAUGUAACAAGAAAAAGCAACACUACACAGUACUUGUCAGAAUACCACACAGCAAUACUUAAACCGUAACCUAAUGUACUCUUUUUGAAGACAGUGUCCCCUGUACAUGUAAUGGCUUCCUGCUUGUUUCUGCUUUCUCCUUGGCUGGGUGUGCUGCUGGCAAGACAAACGCUACACACCUCUAUGCUUUUGGCCCGACUUGUUAAAUUCCGCUGGGUUUAGCAACCUGCCCUUGUCAAAUUACGGUAACUCCUGCCUCUUUGGCACACCCUUCUGUAUUUUCUCCUGCCAGUAAGGACGCAAGGGCUCUCAUCUGUUUUCCUGUUGGUUAAUUCCUAAAAGACGGGGGCAGGGGGAGGUUGUUUUAUAAACAUAUUUGGACUUUCCCGGAGCAACAGUGGUAUGAGUUUUUCUGGGCGGUAGAGGCUUAGAAACUUGUCUUCCCCCCGCAUCUGGGAACACAAAGAGAGCGAGUUGAACGUUAACAAAAACAUCACACAAGUUCUUAUAUCCUGGCUCUUGUUCCCUGCUCAGACAGGAUGAUUGUUGAGCGCUUUACUGAGGACUGGACUGAUCUGCAGGAUCAGGACCUGUCGAUGAUGAGCAGCCCCAUGAAUCUGGCGUAUUUCUAUGCGGGAUCCCCUGUUUCGGAUUCUUGUGGAUCCUCCCCGAUCCACUACUAUUCCUCCUCCGCUCCUAGUUCCCCAGGCUCGGACACUGAGGUGCCAGGGAGUCUGAAUGCAUCCUGGCCUCACACUAAGAAAGCUGGGCAUCUUGUAGGGGGUUGUCAGCAUAAAGGAACAUUCAAAGGUGUUCGUGUAAAGAAUUCUGUGAGAGGACUCCUUAUGCAGCUAAGAAGUAAAACCGUUCAAGAAAGAACAAAUGAUAUACAAAAACUCCAAAAUGAAAUGAGCUGUGAACAGUACACAGAAUUGAAAAACAUCUUAAACAAAAAACGGGCUCAUGAUUUUCCUUUGGAAGGACCAGUUACAAAAAAGCAGUGCUCUUUUCAACCUAGCUUAUUCUUGACUCCUCCAAGUACACCAAAAUCAAAUGAAAAUAUGGAUGAUACACCGAAAAGUGAUAACGAUUUGCUUCAAAGUCUAAUAAACAUAAAGAAUGAAUCAAAACCAGUCUCUUUAAAUACUGUGCAAGUUAGCUGGCUGGAAAAUGUGCUACAAUUUGACAGUACUCAAGAAACACCAUACCAAGAUGUUCCAGAGUCACAUGCUUUUCCCUUGUCUCAGACAUUCCAAGCCUGCUCCCCACCUCAAAUAAGUGAGCCAUGUCUGUUUCCUCUGCAAUAUCCUGAGGUUUCUCUGCACUGUAAUACUGAGUAUAAUUUCCAAGAUAGCACUUCAGUAGGGGCUGCAAACCAGAGUUAUCUACCUUUUCCAAAUGAGGAAUUUUCAGACUGCCACAUUCAAAGCUUGAUGUCUCUACUUGUGGGUCCAGAGCAUUCCCCGGAAGUAAAGUCAAGUCCACCAGCUCAGAAUUACUGCCCUACCCAUGUGCCCCCACAGAUGUGUGUUCCAGAAAGAAAUAAUUCUUUUCAGAUGGGCAAAACAUUCUUCCAUUGGCAGAUUGAACAAGAAGAUAAGAAAAUGGCCAAUGUUACCCAGGAGCAGCUUCUUUUUAAGGAUUCUGAUGGUGACACGUACCUUCACAUUUGUGUUGCACAAGGAAGAAGAGCAUUGUGUUAUGUCAUUGCACGGAAGAUGGCUGCCCUUAAUAUGUUGGAUAUAAAAGAGCGAAAUAACCAGAGUGCAUUGCAAGUUGCUGUGGCUGCCAACCAGCAUCUAAUUGUUCAAGACUUAAUUAGCCUUGGAGCCCAGGUGAACACUAUAGAUUACUGGGGAAGAACACCUCUGCAUGUCUGUGCUGAAAAGGGCUACUUCCUAGUUUUACAGGCAAUUCAGAAAGGUGCUUCUGAGAACAACCAGCAUUUAGAUGUAGAGCAAAAAAAUUAUGAAGGUCUGACAGCUCUGCACUGUGCAGUGAUUGCCCACAAUGCAGUAGUGCAGCAGUUACAGAGAAAUCUGCAGGAUCGUACCCCUGAGACAGAGGAACUUGUCAUAAAGAACAAGGCAAUGGUUGACACAGUUAAAAUGCUUCUUCAGAUGGGUGCUUCUGUUGAAGCCAAGGAUACUAAAAGUGGACGCACUGCUCUACACCUGGCUGCAGAAGAAGCAAAUCUUGAAUUGCUUAGUCUUUUUCUGGAGUUGCCAAGAACACUGGCUUUCAUAAAUGAAAAGGCUUACAAUGGAAACACUGCUCUCCAUGUCGCAGCCAGUUUGCAGUACCGAAAAACCCACCUUGGAGCUGUUCGGCUCUUAAUGAGGAAGGGUGCAGAUCCUAGUGCUAGAAACCUGGAGAAUGAGCAGCCCGUUCACUUGGUUCCAGAUGGACCAGUGGGGGAAGAGAUAAGGAGGGUACUCAAAGGAAAAUCAGCCCAGCACCGGACAUCCCUUUACUAGCCUCUACUGGACUUUCUAUCAGCACCCACUGCUAGUUAAGCAGUCUUUUAUCUGUAAAGAGAUUUGUCUAGUGGCAAAUGUAUGUUGGUUUCUAUGAAACUGAAAAAGUUAAAGCUAUUAUAUAGUUACUUAUACACACCAGAGGCUUUGGAACAUCCUUUGCUUCAGACCGUUUGUUUUGUUAAUUGGAAUCUUUCCUUCACUUACAUUAUCUCCAUACAACUACAGAUUUCACUUUUGUAUAUUAAAAAUCCCAUCCAUUUUGUUAAAAACAUUUCAAUUGUUGUGUAAUAAGCCUACAUUUUUCAACCUGUUAAGUUGCAAUUUUUAUUUUAGUAAAUAUUAUGAAUUUAGAAUUGUUGUAAGUGUACCUGUAGUUUUCAAAAUAUAUCUACAAUGUACAAGAAUAAAUGUUCAGUACCUGCUACAAUUGAAAAUCGAUAUUUGAGAGGUUGGGGGGAAUUGUUAGGUGGAUCCUUAAAGGACAUGUAAACCCCACACACAAAAAUGUUAUCAGUGAACAGCCUCUUUGAAAUCUUUCAAUACCUGCCAUUCUGACUGUCCAGAGGUUAAUAGUAAGGCUGCAGCAUCCCCUUAAUCACUUAGAUUUCCUUCUCCUGUAUAUAUAUAUGUGUGUAUAUUAUUUGAUCUUCAAUAAAAGAAACCAUUUAAAUCUUAA